Messenger RNA from Chrysemys picta bellii (western painted turtle), 2736 nucleotides. It is a transcript of the gene IRX6, whose product is annotated as iroquois homeobox 6. Gene Ontology annotation, molecular function: DNA-binding transcription activator activity, RNA polymerase II-specific; RNA polymerase II cis-regulatory region sequence-specific DNA binding. Gene Ontology annotation, biological process: neuron differentiation; regulation of transcription by RNA polymerase II; cell development. Lineage: Eukaryota; Metazoa; Chordata; Testudines; Emydidae. The record is from RefSeq and is a predicted model, not a curated record. Gene Ontology annotation, cellular component: nucleus.
UAUCUCGUGGGGGAGGGAAUGGGCUAUGUUACACUUUAGUGAAUGGAAUAAGUUUCCUCCCCCCCCCCGUUUUUCCCCUGAUUUUUCAAAAUCCAAAUUGGAUGGUGUUUUUAAAGAGAGCGCGCGAGAGAGACCAACCGCGCAGCAUUUCAGGUCCCUGCCUUUGACGCGCAUCACAGCCCAACAUUAAAACAACAUGAAACAAGUGUUGAGUGCAUCUUCGAUGUUAGAGAUGAUUGGCAAAGAUGGUUAUAGCCUGGCUGGGGCUGUCGUUUCGGGAUUACUAUGACGUCACUUUGAUACUCUUCCAUGGAUGAAUGCUAAAGAACUAUAGAGCAGAAAAUAAUACAACAAGCAGGCUCCAUAUCUUGCAAGCCUUACGUGAUCCCCUCCUUUCUUUUAAACUCCCCUUUUCAGUUCAAGCCUCCAUACAUUGGGGUGAUUUUUAUAUAUAAACAUAUAUAUUCCUAAGAAGGAUGGGAGGUGGGGGGGAAGCCUUCUUUCAGGCUCCAUGCCUCAGAUGCCUGGCUGCUUUUCUUAAGUGAAAUCAUCUAUAAUUGAGGGAGGGGGGGAAGCCAUACGUGGAAAUGUGUAUGGGAGAAGGUACAUCUUGAAGCAGGGGGGUUUAGUUACAAUCGAUCUGGGGGGGGGAGGAAUAUUGCUUAUGGUUCAAAAAUAAGGAGCAGCUAUGUCCUUCUCUCAGUUUGGAUAUCCCUACAGCACCACUUCGCAGUUUUUUGUGUCUGCCAGCCCCAGUACGACUUGUUGUGAAACUGCCUCCAGAGCCGUGUCGGAUGUUUCCUCUGGAUCUGCCCAAGCGGCUACUAUUUGCUGUCCCUCUUACGAAAACAGGCUGCUGGCCAGCACCCGGACGGAACUCAAUGCAGCUCUGGGGAUGUACAGCUCUCCCUAUUCAGCAGCCGCAGCGAGCCAGGGUUAUGCCAACUACCUUCCUUACGGCACAGACCCAUCAACUCUUUACACCACACUGAACUCUCAGUAUGAAAUUAAGGAUGGCACCAGCAGUUUGCACUCGGGAUUCGCACAGCCUGCUGCUUUCUACCCCUACGAUCAUUCCUUAGGGCAGUACCAGUACGACAGGUAUGGGACAGUGGAUUUCAGUGGCUCAGCCAGGCGCAAAAAUGCAACUCGCGAGACAACCAGCACCCUUAAGACCUGGCUGUACGAACACAGAAAAAACCCUUAUCCCACCAAAGGGGAGAAAAUCAUGCUGGCCAUCAUCACCAAAAUGACUCUGACUCAAGUGUCCACUUGGUUUGCGAACGCCAGACGGAGGCUCAAGAAGGAAAACAAAAUGACCUGGUCUCCCAAGAACAAAGCAGGAGAAGAGAGAAAAGAUGAAAACAAGGGGGAGGAAGAGGAAUAUGGCACCGAAAAUGAAGGCAAAGCAGGUCCAAAAAGCUUCAAGGAAGAAAAGGAAUUGAGACUGAGCGACCUGGACGAUUUAGACGAGGAGGAAGAAGACAAGCUAGAGAACGACCGAACGAGUGCACACCUGGCGGCUUCCAGUGCCAGCUCUGCUUUGGCGGAGUCUGAGAAAAGGGACUGCAGCGUGACCCCACCCAGCAAUUUUCACCCUCUCCCCUGUAACAAAGCCAUGCCGGUGGCAGGAGGAGACUUUUUAGAGACCGUGGGGCAAAAGGCAGCCAGUGGGGCGGGCACCGUUAGCCAAGGGCAGCAAUACGAACCCACAGACAAGCCCAGAAUCUGGUCGUUAGCUCACACCGCAGGGGCCAAUGUUAUAGUUGGCCCCACACACUCCGAACCAAGGACAGCGAGCCCUGGCUGUUUGCUCGGCCGGGGAAGGCGCUCUGUGUCUGGACACUGCCCCGAGGCCAGACCCCUGGCCAGUCUCAGAGCCCCGCCCAUUGCGGACGGUGCGUUCGAAGAACUGCCCCAGGCCACCAAGAUUUUUAGAAACUCCACCUUCAACCUGCAGUCUAUCCAACUAAGCUGUGCUUCCUAUCCCGUCCUGGGGGAGACGUGCCAGUAUUCUUCAGGAGCUGAAGGGAAAUUUCUCCCAGGACCAACAACUAUUCUACAGGUUAGCCCAGCACCUUUGUGAGAAUCCCGAAGAUGGGUCUGAUCAUCAAGGCUCUUGGCUUGAAAAAUCCUCCGCCAACAGUGAGGAGCCGUGCUCCUUGAAAGCAUUAAAUAUGACUCUAGCGUCCCUUCUUUUAUGGAGGAGCGGUCAUAACAUAUGCACAACUUGUUUUUCAAAAAUGGAUGAGACUAAAAACCCCGCUCGGAAAGAAAGCGGGGGAGCGUGAAUAAAUUAUAGACUUUGUCUCAUGCACUGGAUCAUUGUAGUUUCGCACAAGUUUACAAGACAAUACUCCAUCCCCGCCCCGCCACCGCUAUCACUCCGAGUUUGAACAGAUCCGCCUCAAGAACCAUCGUGUUCAAUGUACAACUUUGUAAUUUGUAAAAUACCAGUGAUUAGCGUGUUUACCAAAAGGCCAGUCUUAAUUUUAUCCCACCUUGUCCUUUUAAAAAAAAAACUACAGUACUUUCAUUCCUCCCCUCUCCCCCUUUCUUUGGUAAAGUAUGUUUGUAAAUCAUAUUGUCUGUGUGGUUCUGAAGAGACAAAAGAGAGGGGUAUUGUUUAAGGACAUUCGACGGGCUGUUUAGUUUCUGUCAUUGUAUAAAGAUCUCGCUGAACGUAUUUUUAAGAGUCUCUAAUUAAAACGAAUCAGCUGAAUGCUGUAAAGCCGU